UUUGCAAAAAGUAGAAGUCAUGUGGAAACGGAGAUAUCAUAAACUCGUUUGGCUGCAGGGAGUAGCAGGGCAACGUCAGCUGAUACGAGUAUCAAAAAAAUUAUUAAGAUUAACAGUACAGCGCUUGUGACUGACUAGCAGAGACAAGUUGGAGUCGGCAAUCAGUUUGAAAACGACUUUCAUUCGCAACAGACAUGUAAACGGCAAGCAUUCAAUUACCUGAGACGAAGUAAAAUUUACCUUACAGUAAGGCAAUAGUAAGCUGAAGGAAAGUUCAAUGUAGGUGCAUUACAAAGCGUGGCAGCGAAAACUGCUAAGACCGAAUUAAUAACAUAUUUUGAAAACAAAGUGGAGGGUGAAAUAUAUAAGUGUGGAAAGCUGAGUGAUAGUGUACGCCGGUAGCUGCAGCAUCUCCAAAUGCUGGGUAAACAAUGGGCAAAGAGCCGAGCAAACAAACAAAUAAAUACUAGUUAAUGCUUUUGCGUUACAAAGGAACGUAUAGAAAAUAAAAGUAGAAAACUAAGAUUCCACAUAAUAUGUAUGUAUGUAGUGACAAAUAGAAGCAAAGGUGAAAUGUGCAGGUGAAUAGUGAAUUUUAGUCAACAAUUGAGAAAUGUUGCAUUAAGAAAGUUGAUAAUGUGUUCGAAAGUUCCCCAUUUGACUUCCCAGUGCAACAACUGGUGCGUGACAGCUGAAUUAAUCAAAUCAGCGCUGCAUAAUUGAUUAGGCUAAGAACUGUGAGAAUUUCAAUCAUAUACUAUGCAAAUGUAAUCGCCGCACAUUAUUUAAAAAACAAGACCACCUAAAAAUAUUUCAUGUAUAUGAAUAUUAGGCCAAAAAAAGAAAAAUAUAUUGGGUGUACACUUAGUAACCCAAAUUGGAGAAGUGCAACCAAGUUUAAAAACAUAUUUAUUGUUAUUGUUUUAUAAAACGAGGUCGUCAUAUAAAUCUAAAAGAAAUAUAGAAGCAAAAGGAAUAUAAGUUUUUAAAUACCUGGGGUGUUAACGAAAUGAAAAAAAUGAAUGCUAGUAAGUUGGACACAACAACAAUGUUGACAUCAUUGACAGCUAAUGGAACCAGUACAAAACUGGAACAGCACACCAAGCCCAUACUAAGUCCAACACGAUCCCUUGACGAAGGUUUUGAAAGUGAUCCGGAUCGGGUGUCUACCGAUUCGGAGCAUCAAACGAGUGGAACGAAUUGCAGUAGUGGUAGUAGCCAUAAUAAUAAUAGUCAGAACAACAAUAGAAAUAGUGUUGCAGAAAAGCACAAUAGCGGCUCGACACUAGCUCAGCUGUCGUCAGCGGCCACGGGAGGUCUAACAGCAUCGACAGCAUCAGUAUCAGCGUCACCAAUGACAACAAUAGCAAGCUUGACUGCCACAUCUAGCGUGUCCACAACGGUAGCUCAAAAGGCAAACAUAAAAACAGAUUUGCAUAAACUACGCUUGCUAACAAUGGUCGUUCCACCGUCUCAAAUUGCACGCCGACAACCGGCGAUUAGUGCGACACCUGCUGCAACUCCUGCAAACUCCAACAACUAUCAAUAUGCUGGUGCUGAUGCGAAGUCGACAUCCGACACGUCAAUGGAAACGUUUCUAAAAGACCAGCAUUUGCAACAGCAGCGACGUGGCUCAGCAGAGUCAGCGCACAAUAUCAACUAUCCGAUCGAUGUGACAACAUCAUCAUCUUCAACUGCUUAUGUCCCUAACAACAAUAAAAAAAAUUUACUUAUGCAAUAUCGUACUGGAUCCAACUUGGCUGCUCUCACCGCCAAUGUGGCACGCGCCAGCGGUGCUUUAACCAAAUCCACAAGCAAUGGCAGCGGCUCGCCGUUGCCCUCACAUCGUCUACAAUAUCAAAAGCAGCGUCAACCAACGGUAGCCUCUGCCGCCGGUCAUCAGACCGUACAUAAUCAUCGUUACGCUGCCAGUAGUACCGGCAAUGGAGGGGGCAUGACUAGUGGAUUUCGACGCGCACGCACUCGGGCAAUGUCUCCCGCAGUGGUAAAUAGUGUAUCAAGCAACAGUCAUGGCGUCAGCAACAAUACAGGAGCCAGCAUUGGUGGUAUGCAAGUUCACACUUCACGAAGCCAGCUUUUUUCACGCAACGCCAAUAUGCGUUCACAUUCGGUUGAUGCCGUUUCACGCCAUCGUAAUGGAUAUGACCCGACCAAUGCACUUAUUCUUAAGCAUGAAGGCAGUGGUGUCACAAGUUCGGGCAAUCAUAGCGUCCAUAACGCUGGUGGUUCCAGCAACACCGCCAGCAAUACACGAAUGAUGAACUACAAAUACUGUAGUGGGAGUGUGGGAACAGGCAACACGAGCGCUGGUCAACCUCUGCUAGUACAGCCUAUUUCUAGUGCAACUUUGUCGACGAGCACAGCAGCAGUUUCACUCCCAGCCGCUACUACAGUUCUUAAUCCAGCGAAUGCUGUUGAUGCCGCUGCUGCGUUGGUCGCAGCAGCUGGUGGAUCACCAGUUAUCGCUUCGGCCACCAACAGUCUGUACACGUUCUACCCAGCCGAAGGCAAUUUGCAAGUAUGGCAAUCUGAGUGCGGCAACCUCACGUACAAAUCAUCGCGCAAUCAGCACACGCACAAGGCGCCGGUUUGUUGGACACAAUCGAUACCAAGGCAAACAAGACGUUACAUUACUCCAGCAACCGCAUCCAACGGCAGUGGCGCUGCCAGUAUAAUCUAUCCCUCCACGAAUGGGCAAAUGUACAGGGUGAAUAAUGUACCGUUAUCGCAGGCAAAUGUUGUGAACAUUUCCUCUUGUAAUAACAAUAACAAUGGAAGUGCGGACAAUGUAGACGGUUAUCACAGCGAGAACAGCAUGGGUAACAGGGACAUAAACUCGCCGAGUGGAUUCUCACAAAAGUUAAAAGAAUUAGCGGCAUCAGCAGGCCUCUUAACAUUAAAGCCACGGCAUCCGCUGAAACCAGUAAUAAAGACGCGUGGCUCACCAGGAUCCGAAUUUCCGAAAAAGGUCACAUUCAGUGCCUUCGCUACCGUACAAGUAUUGUAGUGUUCAGGCAAAGCUAAGUCUUAGUUAUGGCCAAAAUGUUGGUUCGAAUGAUUCCAUGUGUAUAUGUAUGCAAAAAAAAACUUGAUUUUUAUUAAUUAACUUUCUGCUUUUUUCGUAAAGUUUGUUAUUCGUAAUUCUAAUUACACAAAACUUACAGGUGUACGACAUAUUGAUUCGAAGUAAAAGUCUUACGUACAUAUGUAAGUAUGUACUUACCUAUGUAUAAACAAAUUUAGUGAGUAAAAUAUAUUUGAAUUGUUUU
This is a messenger RNA of Bactrocera tryoni, 3290 nucleotides long. RefSeq names its product probable serine/threonine-protein kinase nek3. Lineage: Eukaryota; Metazoa; Arthropoda; Insecta; Diptera; Tephritidae. The transcript has 2 exons. The coding region runs from base 1010 to 3028 and encodes 672 amino acids. The record is from RefSeq and is a predicted model, not a curated record.